AUGCCGGACCCCUCGGACUCGAGCCCAGAAAAUUGGGACCAGAGCCCAGAACUGUGUGACCUAAGCCCAGAAUCGUGUGACCCAAGCCCAGAACACUGGGACCCGAGCCCAGAACCGUGUGACCCGAGCCAAGAACACUGGGACUCGAGCCCAGAGCCGUGUGACCCGAGCCCAGAACACUGGGACUCAGGCCCAGAGCCGUGUGAACUGAGCUCAGAACACUGGGACCCGAGCCCAGAACCGUGUGACCCGAGCUCAGAACACUGGGACCCGAGCCCAGAACUGUGUGACCCGAGCCCAGAACACUGGGACUCGGAACCAGAACCGUGUCACCCGAGCCAAGAACACUGGGACUCGAGCCCAGAGCCAUGUGACCCGAGCCCAGAACACUGGGACUCGGGCCCAGAGCCGUAUGACCUAAGCUCAGAACACUGGGACCCGAGCCCAGAACCGUGUGACCCGAGCUCAGAACACUGGGACCCGAGCCCAGAACCGUGUGACCCGAGCCCAGAACAUUGGGACUCGGGCCCAGUACCGUGUGACCCGAGCCAAGAACACUGGGACUCGAGCCCUGAGCCGUGUGACCCGGGCCCAGAGCCGUGUGACCUGAGCUCAGAACACUGGGACCCGAGCCCAGAACCGUGUGACCCGAGCUCAGAACACUGGGACCCGAGCCCAGAACCGUGUGACCCAAGCCCAGAACACUGGGACUCGGGCCCAGUACCGUGUGACCCGAGCCAAGAACACUGGGACUCGAGCCCAGAGCCGUGUGACCCGAGCCCAGAACACUGGGACUCGGGCCCAGUACCGUGUGACCCGAGCCAAGAACACUGGGACUCGAGCCCUGAGCCGUGUGACCCGGGCCCAGAGCCAUGUGACCUGAGCUCAGAACACUGGGACCCAAGCCCAGAACCGUGUGACCCGAGCUCAGAACACUGGGACCCGAGCCCAGAACCGUGUGACCCAAGCCCAGAACACUGGGACUCGGGCCCAGUACCGUGUGACCCGAGCCAAGAACACUGGGACUCGAGCCCAGAGCCGUGUGACCCGAGCCCAGAACACUGGGACUCGGGCCCAGUACCGUGUGACCCGAGGCAAGAACACUGGGACUCGAGCCCUGAGCCGUGUGACCCGGGCCCAGAGCCAUGUGACCUGAGCUCAGAACACUGGGACCCUAGCCCAGAACCAUGUGACCCGAGCUCAGAACACUGGGACCCGAGCCCAGAACCGUGUGACCCAAGCCCAGAACACUGGGACUCGGGCCCAGUACCGUGUGACCCGAGCCAAGAACACUGGGACUCGAGCCCAGAGCCGUGUGACCCAAGCCCAGAACACAGGGACUCGGGCCCAGUACCGUGUGACCCGAGCCAAGAACACUGGGACUCGAGCCCUGAGCCGUGUGACCCGGGCCCAGAGCCGUGUGACCUGAGCUCAGAACACUGGGACCCGAGCCCAGAACCGUGUGACCCGAGCUCAGAACACUGCGACCAGAGCCCAGAACCGUGUGACCCAAGCCCAGAACACUGGGACUCGGGCCCAGUACCGUGUGACCCGAGCCAAGAACACUGGGACUCGAGCCCAGAGCCGUGUGACCCGAGCCCAGAACACUGGGACUCGGGCCCAGUACCGUGUGACCCGAGCCAAGAACACUGGGACUCGAGCCCUGAGCCGUGUGACCCGGGCCCAGAGCCGUGUGACCUGAGCUCAGAACACUGGGACCCGAGCCCAGAACCAUGUGACCCGAGCUCAGAACACUGGGACCCGAGCCCAGAACCGUGUGACCCAAGACCAGAACACUGGGACUCGGGCCCAGUACCGUGUGACCCGAGCCAAGAACACUGGGACUCGAGCCCAGAGCCGUGUGACCCGAGCCCAGAACACUGGGACUCGGGCCCAGUACCGUGUGACCCGAGCCAAGAACACUGGGACUCGAGCCCUGAGCCGUGUGACCCGGGCCCAGAGCCGUGUGACCUGAGCUCAGAACACUGGGACCCGAGCCCAGAACCGUGUGACCCGAGCUCAAAACACUGGGACCCGAGCCCAGAACCGUGUGACCCAAGCCCAGAACACUGGGACUCGGGCCCAGUACCAUGUGACCCGAGCCAAGAACAAUGGGACUCGAGCCCAGAGCCGUGUGACCCGAGCCCAGAACACUGGGACUCGGGCCCAGUACCGUGUGACCGGAGCCAAGAACACUGGGACUCGAGCCCUGAGCCGUGUGACCCGGGCCCCAGAGCCCCAUGUGACCCGAGCCCAGAACACUGGGACUCGGGCCCAGAGCUGUGUGACCUGAGCUCAGAACACUGGGACCCGAGCCCAGAACCGUGUGACCCGAGCUCAGAACACUGGGACCCAAGCCCAGAACCGUGUGACCCGAGCCCAGAACCGUGUGACCCGAGCCAAGAACACUGGGACUCGAGCCCUGAGCCGUGUGACCCGAGCCCAGAACCGUGUGACCCAAGCCCAGAACACUGGGACUCGGACCCAGUACCGUGUGACCCGAGCCAAGAACACUGGGACUCGAGCCCAGAGCCGUGUGACCCGAGCCCAGAACACUGGGACUCGGGCCCAAACACUGGGACUCGAGCCCAGCCGUGUGACCCGAGCCCAGAACACUGGGACUCAGGCCCAGAGCCGUGUGACCUGAGCUCAGAACACUGGGACCCGAGCCCAGAACCGUGUGACCCGAGCUCAGAACACUGGGACCCAAGCCCAGAACCGUGUGACCCGAGCUCAGAACACUGGGACCCGAGCCCAGAACCGUGUGAUCCGAGCCCAGAACAUUGGGACUCGGGCCCAGUACCGUGUGACCCGAGCCAAGAACACUGGGACUCGAGCCCAGAACCGUGUGACCCGAGCUCAGAACACUGGGACCCGAGCCCUGAACCGUGUGACCCGAGCUCAGAACACUGGGACCCGAGCCCCGAACCGUGUGACCCGAGCCCAGAACACUGGGACUCGGGCCCAGUACCGUGUGACCCGAGCCAAGAACACUGGGACUCGAGCCCAGAGCUGUGUGACCCGAGCCCAGAACACUGGGACUCGGGCCCAGAGCCGUGUGACCUGAGCCCAGAACACUGGGACUCGAGCCCAGAGCCGUGUGACCCGAGACCAGAACACUGGGACUCGGGCCCAGAGCCGUGUGACCUGAGCCCAGAACACUGGGACUCGAGCCCAGAGCCGUGUGACCCGAGACCAGAACACUGGGACUCGGGCCCAGAGCUGUGUGAAAUGAGCUCAGAACACUGGGACCCGAGCCCAGAAUCGUGUGACCCGAGCUCAGAACACUGGGACCCGAGCCCAGAACCGUGUGAUCCGAGCCCAGCACACUGGGACUCGGGCCCAGAGCCGUGUGACCUGAGCUCAGAACACUGGGACCCGAGCCCAGAACCGUGUGACCCGAGCUCAGAACACUGGGACCCGAGCCCUGAACCGUGUGACCCGAGCUCAGAACACUGGGACCCGAGCCCAGAACCGUGUGACCCGAGCCCAGAACACUGGGACUCGGGCCCAGUACCGUGUGACCCGAGCCAAGAACACUGGGACUCGAGCCCAGAGCCGUGUGACCCGAGCUCAGAACACUGGGACUCGAGCCCAGAACCGUGUGACCCGAGCUCAGAACACUGGUGCUCGGGCCCAGAGGUGUCUGACUUGAGCCCAGAACACUGGGACCCGAGCCCAGAACAUUGGGACUCGAGCACAGAACAUUGUGACUUGAGCCCAGAUCAUUGCGACUCGAGCCCAGAACAUUGCGACUCGAGCCCAGAACAUUGCGACUCGAGCCCAGAAAAUUGCGACUCGAGCACAGAACAUUGGGACUCGAGCCCAGAACAUUGGGACUCCAAUCCAGAACCUCGGGACCCAAACCCUGAAGUUUGGGACCUAAUCCCAGAAUCUUGCAGCGAGUACUGUGAACCUUGGUUUUCCAAUGUAGAUCCUUGGGGCUCGAACACAGAACCUCAGUGUUCGAAUGUAGAACCUAGAGGCUCAAAUAUAGAACCUCAGGACUCGGACCCAAAACAUUGUGGCUCGAACCCAGAACCUCGGGACUUGAGCCGAGAACGUAGGAACUACCACUGA
Molecule: messenger RNA, 4080 nt
Organism: Schistocerca nitens (vagrant locust)
Lineage: Eukaryota; Metazoa; Arthropoda; Insecta; Orthoptera; Acrididae
Product: histone-lysine N-methyltransferase 2D-like
Exons: 4
Coding region: 1-4080 (1359 amino acids)
Source: RefSeq, a predicted model, not a curated record